This is a messenger RNA of Rotaria sp. Silwood2, 1287 nucleotides long. NCBI's taxonomy places the organism in Eukaryota, Metazoa, Rotifera, Eurotatoria, Philodinida, Philodinidae. The record is from the annotation of a GenBank genome assembly.
AUGGGUAACAAAGAUUAUUAUGCCAUGUUAGGUGUUAAUCGAUUGGCUAGUGAUGAUGAAAUCAAACGUGCCUAUAAACAAAAAGCACUUAAACAUCAUCCAGACAAAAAUCAUGGUGAUGUUGACGCUGAAAAAAAAUUUAUGGAUAUUAGUGAAGCAUAUGAAAUAUUAUCCGAUCCAUAUAAACGUUCAUUAUAUGAUCGAUUUGGUUCUGAAGAAUUACGAAAUUAUUUAGGUACAGAUCCACGUACACAAUUUCCUUCGUCCGGUCCUUAUUAUUCAGAUUAUGGAGCUGAUUUAAAUAAUGAUUAUACAUAUGAUGCUUAUAAUAAUUAUUAUGUACGUUAUAAAGAUCCAUCAACAUUCUAUGAUUUAUAUGUUACAUUAGAAGAAGUUAAUAAAGGUGCAACAAGAAAAAUGAAAAUAACACGUAGUAGAUUUAAUGCUGAACUUAAUACAACUGUACGUGAUGAAAAAUUACUUGAAAUUCAAAUAAAACCUGGCUGGAAAGAAGGAACUAAAAUUACAUUUGAAGGUGAAGGUGAUGAAUGUGAUCAAAAUACUAUAGCAGGUGAUAUUGUAUUUAUUAUUCGAGAUAAACCACAUUCAAUAUUUGAACGAUCAAAUUCAGAUUUAAUUUAUCGAGUUAAAUUAACUUUAAAACAAGCAUUACUUGGUACAUUAAUUGUUAUACCAUUUCUUGAUUCAACAAAACCACCAUAUCAAUAUCGUUCUAAUAAUGAAAUCAUCACACCACAAACAGAAAAACGUUUUACAAAUGAAGGUUUACCUUAUCCAAAAGAUCCAACCCGACGUGGUGAUCUUAUUGUUAAAUUUGAUAUUCUUUUUCCAAAAGUACUUAAUCAUGAACAACGUACAAUUGUUGAUUGUUGUUUUUCAAAUUCAAUUGAUACUUAUCAACCAUAUGAUUCUGUAUUUCAUAGUACAAUUAUUGAAGAAACACAACAACAACAACAACAACAACAAUCAUUUUCACAACCACAAGUAUCACCACUACAACAGUCACAAACAUCACCAACACCAAAACAAUCAAUUCCUAAUUUAAAUUCAACAUCAAUUAACAAACCUCAGUCUGGAUCUAUUAACAUAAAUAAUUUUAAUACUCCUCAUCAAACAGUUUUAAAUCGCAAUGGACAUCAGAAGUCAUCAAAUGCUCCGACUAAAAAUCGUAAUAAAAAUACUAAAAAAUCAUCCGUUGAUGCUUCUGCAUCGAUAUCACCAUCAAUUUCGCCUGAAACAGCAUCUAUUAAGGAGACUGUUUUUUGA